Opisthorchis viverrini is the source of this 846-nucleotide messenger RNA. RefSeq lists its product as hypothetical. NCBI's taxonomy places the organism in Eukaryota, Metazoa, Platyhelminthes, Trematoda, Opisthorchiida, Opisthorchiidae. The annotation marks the transcript as partial. The transcript has a single exon. The record is from RefSeq and is a predicted model, not a curated record.
AUGCAGAGCCAUCAGCCAAUCAAAUGCGAAAUUGUGGACAAUACAUACACAAAAACCGUGGAGGUACAAGGACCACAAAUCAACUGUUCACUUCCAAACGAUCUACAUAUAACUCCAGAUCGUCCUUGGGGUUAUGAGCGUUCCGAGGUCGUCGAAUGCACGUCAAGCAAUACGUGUGACUCUGUCAAAUUUCGAUGGCACUGGGUUGCUGGACCGGUGCCUCAGUUGUCCGUGGAACCUGAUAAAAUUGAUAAUGACGUGACUGGGAAAGGCAAACGUUUGAUUUUAUCGAAAUUACCGCGCAGUGGAACUUACAUCUUCCUAUGUAUUGUCCAAUGUGAUUGUGGGAACAUUUCAAGCACGAGCGCCAUAUCAGUGACCUUGAAUGUGCAACCAGACCAACAGGAGGACCGCCGAUCGAAAUCAUCAGGCGUCCCUGACCCUGAGUUGGACCGGGAUCAGGAUGUAUUGGAUGAUGAAGCGGUUGAUAUGGAACCGGGAGAGAUUGGUAAAAGUGUCAUGAAACGUGAAGCUACUCUACUCACCAGUGACCCUAAUCAGACAGCAACCCUCGAUGAAUUACAGGCCACUAUGGACAAAGGCAAAGAGGAGCACGUGCUGCUGAAUACAUCUGGUACUUAUCUGGUCCCCACCGAUGUCACAGCGCAGAAAAAUAUAUUCAGUAGGACUACGCAGACGCCGUUGAAACAAGAGGAAUCUCAGACAUAUGCUGUUAGGCGUGGUCCCAGCCAUUCACAUGUUAUCGUGUUUCCCUCUCUUAACUUUGUUACCGGGAUUGCCUCAAAAGGUCGACUGGAAGACGAGCAGAAUACACUCGAGGAUAGU